AUGUGCAUUGGCCGUGCCAUGUUCCACAACGCAGAUUCAGCUCGGCUCUGUCUGACGCGGUACAACGGCACGUCGAUCAUGGGCGACAUUGUUACAGCAUUUCUCGACACCUACGGCCGGAAGGUAAAGGAAAUUUAUCAAGAAAGAAUCAAGAAACGUCCGGAUGAUAUGGGAGAUAAUGAGUCAAAAGAAUGUGCAGAAAGUGAGGUAAUCACUGGCGCUAACUCACAAACCGGUGCUUACCCUCCUACCGGCACAACGGCUCCAUCAACCAGCGGUGUUUGUUCGCCCGCAUCUGUUUCUACCAAUGGAACAUGCUCAUCUGCCGCUGCAUGCGCUACCGUUAGUGCCACUAUUCCGGAAGAUCCAACAACGUCUGGUUUGCAGUUUUCGUCUCCGUUCCCGUUGUCCCCUGCUAUGGUCGGUCUGCCUCCUUUAGCUGCCCUUCCUUCUGUGAUACUGCCGUUCGCGAGCAACCUGCCGCCUCCAACUAUGCCUACUUUCGCUGCCGCCGCCGCCGCUGCUGCAUCAGCACUGUCCUGGACUGCUGCACGUCCGCCGAAUUUCUGGCCUCCUUUCGUACAGAACCGAUGGCCCGUUGCAGGGACGAAUCUGGCUGCAGCCAGGUGUACGUACAAUCUUCCUCCGGUCCAGCCGCCUCCAACAAUGGCCUCGAUCAUGGCUAACAUGAGUGUGCCACCGCCAGGAUUCCCCGUCAUUCAGCCGUCCAGAAACGUGGAUAAGCAAAGCUGCGCAUUUUCCUCGUCUGUCGCUCCGCACCCUGACAUCAGCAAUUGCCAGAAGCUUAGACCUGGUUUUCAGCUAGCGUCAGAAUCCACAUCUUUACAGGGUUUUGGUUGCUCGUUAUUCCAAACGGCCAACAAAGAGCUGUUGGACGACAACAACGUUGUCAAAAAAAGUUCCCCUUCUGAUCAUGAACCAUCCACAUCGAUGAAUAAUACUAAAGAUUUGACUAAUAACCAAGCAUCGUGGAAGUCGACUAGCAUCGGACAGAAGAAAAUUGACAGCCAUCGUUUUCGUUGCGAAGUGAAGUAUCCGAAGUACGACGACCCGCAGCCGUCAGGCAUCAUAGGAGAAAACUUGGGCAAGUCCCAACGACAUGGCCGUUGGUCGAGUCGUCGCUCUAAACGGUGUCGCCGCUCUCGGGCUCGUUGGAGGGACGAGGAGCGCAGAAGAAAGAUUGUUACUGACUCCUUUCGAUACGACGUCGAAGAAGACAUCGGUCAUAGACAGAAAUCUACCGAGUGUUCAGAGAUUCGUAGACAUCGUUCACCUGACCGAAGAAAUGUAGGCAGCGGCGUUUUGGCCACAGGUGCCGUUGCAGCCAAUGAUUUUUCGGAAGGAAUUAAUGCUGUGAUUGAAAACUCCCCUACCCUUCGGCUUAAUGCCGUAGAAGCUACCCAUGGUAGCGAUGACCCAUCAGCUUCGAUGCUUGCUGCUCACGGCAAUGUCCGAACAACGAGCACUAACUUUGCAGCGGAUUCUGUCCGUUGUGCCAGCUCAACCCCUGGAAUUCGGCAGACGAGCUCACCUGUUAGCUCUCUCGACUCGAGGAUCCAGUCGAUUCUCAAAGACGAGAGUUGCACGCUGGUGAAGGUCGUCAAACGGCUCACGGAGAUCGGCAGCGCAACGACUGCUCACAGCAAAUCAUCGGUGGUCAAUUCUUCGGACUGUAUCCCGUCAUGUUAUGCCUGCGACGAUGAAAUGAGCCUUUCGUCAGGCGACAGCCGCCCAGAUUCGGCGAACGCCGGCAAAACCACGUCGGUGUCUUCACUGAUAGAAGGCGUCGCCGUCACGCCGCCACCGCCGCCACCCCCGCCGCUUCCACCAUCAGUACCAGUACCAUCCAUGUACUCGACUCCCCCGUUCGACGCGUCCCCUUGCAGUUACAAUGCCGUUCCCAAUAUGAUGUGUAUGCAGCCGGGUGCAAUGUGGUCGCCAAAGACCUUUCCUGCACCACCCGCUGUGAUGCCUUUCCCAGUUAUGCCCAUCAGCUGCACCAGUGUCGAACGCCUCGUCGAAAUGGUACUUUUUCUGCUGCUCGUCAAUAAAGUGAUUUACGCUAGUUUUUGCUCAGUAGCAGAUUGAUA
This is a messenger RNA of Soboliphyme baturini, 2111 nucleotides long. Lineage: Eukaryota; Metazoa; Nematoda; Enoplea; Dioctophymatida; Soboliphymatidae. The record is from the annotation of a GenBank genome assembly.